CGUGGAAGCCGUCAUCAAGUCUCAAUUCGGACAAGGUAACGGCGAGUUUCUUAUGGACAACGUGCACUGUAGAGGUACGGAGUCGUCGCUGGUCGAAUGUCCGCACAACGGAUGGAGGCUGCACGACUGCCGGGUGAACGAGGUCGCUGGAGUGAUCUGCAGAACACCGAAAAAGGGUAUGCGCGUCUUGUGGCUGUUCUCUCCAUUCGAGGUGCGCCUGGUGAACGGGACCUCUCCUAAUUCUGGUCGCGUUGAGCUGAAGUACUUCGAGAAAUGGGGUACAAUCUGCGACGAUGGCUUUGAUGACACUGCUGCCCAGGUGGUCUGUCGGAUGCUGGGAUACAGUGGGGCAGCAAGAGCGCACGGAAAGGCGAGAUUCGGAGCAGGAGACGGCCCUAUCUGGAUGGACGACGUGUCGUGUAAGGGAAACGAAGACAGACUAGCGCAGUGUUACAGCUCUAAGCCGGGUCUACACAACUGCAUGCACGGCGAGGAUGCGGGAGUUACGUGCUCCGUAGCUACACCGGUCCACAACCCGCUACCAGCAGACGAUGACGACUGCUGCGAGUGCGGUAAUCGCUUCAUAACAGAGCAGACGAACGACCCAGCUGCCAUGUCCGCCAAGGUCAUCGGGGGUUUUGAGGCUAGCUACGGCGCAUAUCCCUGGCAGGCGGGACUCCGAAAAAAGUCCAAGUGGGGCUUCUCGACUAAAUCACACUGCGGUGCAACUAUUAUUGGACAGUGGUGGGUUGUCACUGCGGCACACUGUGUGGAAGACUACCCGAAGAGCUACUACGUUGUACGGGUAGGGGAUUGGGAUAAUAGAAAACCCGACACAUACGAGCAAGAGUUCGACAUCGAGGACAUUUUCGUCCAUCGCAAGUGGAAUAUAGGACCGCAAAUGUCAGACGACAUCGCUCUGAUACGCAUUAAGUACGAUGACAGUGGACACGGAAUCAUCUUUAAUCGGCACGUGCAGCCGGCCUGUCUACCGAGCGCCGACGCGAUCUACCUCGCCGGCACCAAGUGCCUCAUAUCCGGCUGGGGCAACAUCGCAAACUCUAGAAGCUACUAUCCGCGCAAACUGCAGGCGGCGACGCUGCCGCUGAUAUCACAUGCCGACUGCAGUCACUACAACGUCUACGGACGUAAGAUCACCGACGACAUGUUCUGUGCCGGUUACCUGGAAGGAGGUGUCGACACCUGUAAGGGAGACUCCGGCGGGCCUAUAGUCUGCGACAUUGGCGGUAACCACACGUUGUUGGGCGUCGUGAGCUGGGGCGUUAGCUGUGGAAACGCGUACAGCCCAGGCGUGUACACGCGCGUAUCCAGCUACGUUAACUGGAUCCACAGGGAAAUGAGAGGUUACGUACCACCACCGCAAUGAUCACUCACACACGCGUUGAUUCUUACAUAGUUAUAUUCUCAUAUUCAGUAUUUUAGUUAGAGAGCAUGUAUAUUGUUAUCGUUGUAGCCGAGUUGCAUAUUUAACGAAGAAGUUCCUUAGCCGCUAUUUUGCAUCAAUGUUAAUUACGAUUUGUCAUGUGUCAACUCUUCGGGCGGAAAUGUCGUCAGGCGUAGUUAUGUCGCGCCAAUGUCGACAGUGCGUGACAGAUGACGUAAUGUAGCGAUCCGCUUAUCACACUAGUUCUCAUAACCCCGUAAAAAUUAUUCUUCAAAAUCUAAGGGACUGUAUGGAAGAGUAGAUAUAGUGUAAGGGGAGAGUCAAUGUUGAUCUAAUAGAUCAACACUGCGGAUUGCCGUAGAAAAAGUUUUAACUUUACUGGAAGUAGAGAAGAACGGAAAAAACUCCAAUGAUCAAAUUUCACUUUACCAUGAUAAACCUUGCAAAUACCAUCACUUACUUUCCUCGGGUUUCGCAUUUGAAACAGCCUUACUCUGUUGCUCAGGUCUCUGUGUGUCCCGCAUACAUGUGCAGAAUAAUGUAUAGUGUGCUAGAUGACAUUAGACAUUUUUAACGGUAGACGUAAAAACGAUUAAAAUAUCAAAGUUCGUUUGAUUGCUCAUAAA
Messenger RNA from Priapulus caudatus, 2031 nucleotides. Its product is annotated as neurotrypsin-like. Gene Ontology annotation, biological process: proteolysis. The transcript is spliced from 9 exons. The coding region runs from base 53 to 1387 and encodes 444 amino acids. NCBI's taxonomy places the organism in Eukaryota, Metazoa, Priapulida, Priapulimorpha, Priapulimorphida, Priapulidae. The record is from RefSeq and is a predicted model, not a curated record. Gene Ontology annotation, molecular function: serine-type endopeptidase activity. Gene Ontology annotation, cellular component: membrane.